Messenger RNA from Elaeis guineensis (African oil palm), 869 nucleotides. The record is from RefSeq and is a predicted model, not a curated record. NCBI's taxonomy places the organism in Eukaryota, Viridiplantae, Streptophyta, Magnoliopsida, Arecales, Arecaceae.
UUACGACAAUAUCGUAAUAUGAUACGCACCCCGGAACACAUAAAACUGGCGAUAGAUGGAUAGAUUCGACUGACGGACGGAUGAAUUGAUUGAUUGAUAGUCUUAUUGAUGGACGUAUAGCCUGAGAGCUUAGAGAAAGGCAACAGGAGAAAACACCUCCCUUGGAGAAGGGAAGAACAUGCCGAGCUCCUCCACUCUGUUCCUCCUCGCUGUACUUUCUCUUCCUCUUCUCAUCGUCCUCCUGUUCUCCUCCUUCGCUAUGUACUCCUCUCACCUCCAUCGAGGAGACCAGCCUCAGGCCGGAUUCAACCUCGGCGAUGCAGUUCUCGACCUCACCCGAAGUCCCAUUCUUAGCCCAAAGUCUUCGAGCAAUCUCACCGCUGUCCCCUCCUCUCCAUUACAGUUUGGGGCGUUAGUCCAUGCAGGGAUGGCGAGUUUGGACAUGGCGGCUUCAGCGGUCGGGGCGGAGUUGGACAUGGGCAAGUUGGCCUUCCCUAGGGGGCAAAUCGAGAACUGGGGUGAUUCUGGCGUUGUCGUCACCAGCCUGAGGACAGACACCUCCACCGACGUCGACGCAGAUGAAGGGAAUCCGGCGAUUGGACUUAGUCAAGAAGGAGCUAUUGUGUGUCUGGAUUCAUCUACUGCGUCGAGGGAGAAAACAGGGGAUCAGAAGACACUCCGUAGGCUAGCUCAGAAUCGCGAGGCUGCACGGAAAAGCCGCUUGAGGAAAAAAGCAUAUGUUCAGCAGCUAGAGAGUAGCCGUUUGAAGUUGAUACAACUUGAGCAGGAGCUUCAACGAGCACGACAACAGGGAAUCUUUAUUGCAGGCGGAUUCUUGGGAGACCAUAGUUAUUCAGUUGGAGGAAAUG